CGGGGCGAGCGCUCGCGCGUCGCUAAGUUUCCGAUGACGGAUCCCGCGUGAGCGCAGCCCCAGCCAGCAGCCAGCCUCUGAGCGUGUGGCGAAGCGUUUCGCCGCAGCAGAACAAGAUGAUUAUCCCGGUGCGGUGCUUCACGUGCGGGAAGGUGGUCGGCAAUAAGUGGGAAGCCUACUUGGGUCUGUUGCAGGCCGAAUACACAGAAGGAGAUGCGCUGGAUGCCCUGGGACUGAAGAGAUACUGCUGUCGCCGCAUGCUGCUCUCUCAUGUCGACCUGAUUGAAAAACUACUCAACUACGCACCUUUGGAGAAAUAACUUUGCUACACAAGGCCUGAACGUUUUUUCCCCAUGGCAAAGAAUGAUAAAAGAUUGGGCAUAUAUUCGGCCACAUUUUCAUUACUUUCCUCAAUCGGCUGAAAAAUUACAUGAGCGAAAAUGGCAACCGCAAUCAUUGCAUUACAGAAUACAAAAUCUCUUUUUUUGUUUUCCGUGAGAAUUAUUACAUGUUCAUUCCACCAGUAUUUAAGUUAAAGUUUUGCAUUGUACAUUUAAAGUUUAAUAAAAUGUUUGUUGCUCA
Messenger RNA from Lethenteron reissneri (Far Eastern brook lamprey), 582 nucleotides. RefSeq names its product RNA polymerase II, I and III subunit L (gene POLR2L). Gene Ontology annotation, biological process: transcription by RNA polymerase II; transcription by RNA polymerase I; tRNA transcription by RNA polymerase III. Gene Ontology annotation, cellular component: RNA polymerase III complex; RNA polymerase I complex; RNA polymerase II, core complex. Gene Ontology annotation, molecular function: zinc ion binding; DNA binding. The record is from RefSeq and is a predicted model, not a curated record. Lineage: Eukaryota; Metazoa; Chordata; Hyperoartia; Petromyzontiformes; Petromyzontidae.